AUGUUUCGAGCCUCGCGUUCCCUCCUCCGCCUCGCCCCGCGGGCCUCUCCAUUGCCCUCUCGCUCCCUGCCCAGACCAUGUCCUCCAGCCGCCUCGUCACCUCUGCCGUGGUCGGUCCCCGUAGCUCGCUUCGCCAGCAGCAGCGACAAAUCAACCCCCCCUCCGCCCAAGCAGCCAAUUGACCGCGAUCGUGAGAAGGAGCUGGGCCAAAGGACACUCGAGGCCCGUCCCGCCGAGGUUUCGGGUCAAAGCUCGGUGCGCCAUGUAAUGGAGGGUUCGCAAGGCAGAGACGACGCCGACCUGGGCCAAGGACUCAAACAUGACAUUGACAUCGUCCAUAACACGUUCCGUCUUUCUCGAGUUCCCCGAGAAUCUCACAUCCUUGGCCUCGCCGGCAGCCUGCCGUACCUGGCCACCUCUCUCUCCACCGUCUUCCUGGCCUGGGAUCUCAACAAGGAACUGCCCACGGGCAAUGCCUUUUACGACGCCAUCUUCGUCAACCACGAGACGGCGCAAUGCCUUCUCAACGUCAUCGAGCCCUUGCAGCUCGGUUACGGAGCCGUCAUCAUCUCCUUCCUCGGCGCAAUCCACUGGGGACUGGAAUAUGCCGAAAAGGCGCCGUUGCUGGAACGCACCCGCUUUCGCUACGGCAUCGGAGUCAUGGCAUCCGUCGUCGCCUGGCCCACCCUCCUCAUGCCCAUCGAGUAUGCCCUGACGACCCAAUUCAUGGCCUUUGUCGCCCUCUACUUUGUCGACUCGCGGGCCGCCGUCCGUGGCUGGGCGCCUCCCUGGUACGGCAUCUAUCGCUUCCUGCUCACGGCCAUGGUCGGUCUCGCCAUCCUAGUCUCCCUCGGCCUGAGCUCCAGCAUGUCCGCCCCGGGCAUUGCGGACCACGACACGGACUGGACCAAGCUCGAGGCCGAGGAGAAGGAGAGGAUUCGGAAGGAAAAGGAGGAGGCGGAGAAAAAGGCAAAGAAGGAGGCGGCGGCCAGGAAAAAGGCAGAGAUGAAGGGCGACGGCAAGGGCGCAGAGAGAAAGGAGGGAAAGAAUAAAGAGGCCAAGGACAAUAAGAAUGACGCGCAAAAUGAUGAUGACAAGGAUGGCGAGAACGAGGACAAGAGCGGCGAGAACGAGGACAAAAGCGACGAGAAGCAGGGCAAAAAGGCAGGCGACAAGGGCAACGACGAGCCCAAGAGUCAAGGCAGCGACAAGAAAGAAAAGGACGCAAAGAAAUAG
Hirsutella rhossiliensis is the source of this 1236-nucleotide messenger RNA. RefSeq lists its product as uncharacterized. Bases 1 to 1236 code for a protein of 411 amino acids. NCBI's taxonomy places the organism in Eukaryota, Fungi, Ascomycota, Sordariomycetes, Hypocreales, Ophiocordycipitaceae. The record is from RefSeq and is a predicted model, not a curated record. The transcript has 5 exons.